Messenger RNA from Microcebus murinus (gray mouse lemur), 957 nucleotides. RefSeq names its product IDNK gluconokinase (gene IDNK). NCBI's taxonomy places the organism in Eukaryota, Metazoa, Chordata, Mammalia, Primates, Cheirogaleidae. The record is from RefSeq and is a predicted model, not a curated record. Gene Ontology annotation, molecular function: gluconokinase activity. Gene Ontology annotation, cellular component: cytoplasm.
GCCGGCGGGCCGGAAGGCGACGGGAAGGAGCCGGGCUGGGCCAUGGCGGAGCCGGGCUGGGCCAUGGCGGCGCCGGGCGCGCUGCUGGUGAUGGGCGUGAGCGGCUCGGGGAAAUCGACCGUGGGCGCCCUGCUGGCAUCCGAGCUGGGAUGGAAAUUCUAUGACGCUGACGACUACCACCCGGAGGAGAAUCGAGUGAAGAUGGGAAGAGGGAUUCCACUGAACGACCAGGACAGGAUUCCAUGGCUCUGCAAUUUGCAUGACAUUUUACUAAGAGAUGUAACCUCAGGACAGUGUGUGGUUCUCGCCUGUUCAGCCCUGAAGAAAAUGUACAGAGACAUCUUAAUAAGAGGAAAAGAGGGUGCAGCUCUGAAGAGUGAGGAAUUGGGAAAGGAAGAGAAGCCCGGUGACGUGCCGCUCUUUGUGGUCCAUCUUAGCGGGUCGUUUGAGGUCAUCUCUGAACGCUUACUCCAAAGAAAAGGACAUUUUAUGCCCCCUGAGUUACUGCAGUCCCAGUUUGAGACUCUGGAGCCCCCAGCAGCUCCAGAAAACUUCAUCCAAGUAAGUGUGGACAAAAACCUUCCAGAGAUGAUUGCUACAAUAAUGGAAACUCUAAACCUGAAAUGAAAAUCAUUCUGUAGCAAUGGUCUGGACAGAAUUAGGCAUAAAUCUCUAUCCCAUCCCAAACAUUAUUCUAGUCUCCUGGCCCUUGCUGUAUUCUAAAUUCUCACGGUGAACAAACCCUAGUGUGUCAAGAUAGACUUGUCUGAUGCAUUUUUAGGAAUCACGUGCUGGCACAUCCAGAGAAAAGGGAGAGGGAACUUUAAGAGUCAAGUUUAAAUUCAUCUGUGACCCAAUCAAAUGAUCAGAGGAAAUUCUGUAAUCAAUGAUGGAAAUCAUGUUUAGAACAUUCUUGCUCGUGCCUGUAUCUUUACAAAUAAAUGAAACUUGGCAAUC